Messenger RNA from Moneuplotes crassus, 774 nucleotides. NCBI's taxonomy places the organism in Eukaryota, Ciliophora, Spirotrichea, Euplotida, Euplotidae. The record is from the annotation of a GenBank genome assembly.
CUUCAAAAGCUUCUUGAAAAGUAUUUAUUGGUCGUCAAAACAAUAAAUAUAAAUAUGGGGAAAGCAAGAAAGACCAAGAAGAAAGCUGAAGAAGAUAAACAAGAAAACGGCGGUGAAGAAGCAGAUAGUGAAGAAGAUGACACUCAAUACGUAGAUCUUGAUGUAGCCCUCCUGCUCCCAACAGAUGAGGAAGAACUAGUGCCCUCCAUGAAGGUGCCAAUUAUACAAAACGGGGAUGUAGACUUCCCUCUCCUAAUGACUAAGCUUAAGUGUCUUGGAUACCCUCUUGAGUCCUCAUUUGCUUUCUACUUUAGCACGGAUCUGCAGCUAUAUGUCUCAUGUGGACAUGACCCAUUGCCAAAGUUCUAUUACAUCCCAAAGACAGAAUAUGAGGAGUCCAAAACCCUCAAGCUGAAGUUUAAAACAGGACUUCGAAGUGAAUACUGAGAUAACACUAAAUCGGAGACCGGCAGCAAGGCCCAAAAGCGUACCAAAGAGAGGAAGAUCGGUUUCAUCAUCGAGAAGGUUUCUCUCUGGAGGAAGCUCUACAAUGGCAUUCCAGACCACACUGGAAAAACUGUCAGAUACUCGCUAGAAGAAGCUGCUAAUCUUGUUGGAGUCUCCAAAAAGAGCCUUGAUGAUUACCUCUCCCAGCUAAGGAAAGGUAGAAAGUACGGGUUUGAUUUCAACAAAAGCAAAGAUGAGAAGGUAGGAGCCCUCAGAACUUAUGUAAAGGACAAGGCCUCUAGAGGUGGCUACAAGGACUAGCCCUUG